Molecule: messenger RNA, 1947 nt
Organism: Trichobilharzia szidati
Lineage: Eukaryota; Metazoa; Platyhelminthes; Trematoda; Strigeidida; Schistosomatidae
Source: the annotation of a GenBank genome assembly
AUGUCAAAUAAGUAUAAUAAUGGUCAACAGAGUAUGAAGCAGUUAACAUCAGAAUAUAAAGUAAGCCAAAAUAGGAAACCAGACAAAAUCAAACAAAAUCUAAGCGGAAAGAUUCCAUGGAAUUCAAGUGUUAGAAUAAAUUCACGUCCGAGCGAAUUGAAAAGUCACAAACAUCUAAAGGUAAAGUUGAAUGCUCCUCUCAGUUCAUCAGGUAAGUCACACGGACCAGAACUGUCAGGAUUUUCUACAAAUAACACUCAAAAAUGCUCUUAUCUGGCUGACGGUAGAAAUAUAAUGACAGAAAAUAAUAAUAGCGAUAAUUCAUCCUCACAUUUGCCGGUUUCAUGGCACUUGAUCAAUCGGACAAAAAGUAAUGAGCGUAUGACUAAUGGAAGAAGUGACACUUGUACCUGCCAAUGUUAUAUUAGGUACAAUGACAUGUUAGAAAUAUAUGCAUGGUAUUUAAGAUUGCGUACAAUAAUGGAGCACCGUUUUUCGCCGCAACAACUACAUUCUAAUAAUGAAGUUUAUAUGCAUAGAACCGUUACUGAACAUCUGAAUCAGUUAGAAGCACUGCUGAAUAAAACUUUACCAGAUGAGCUGCGUCCUUCAACCUCGCCGAACUGUCCAAUAAUUUUCAGUCAACAAAAUUAUAGCACUAACGUACCACCACAGAGUAAGAUUAUUUCAAGUAAGCAAGUAGCCCCUACCAGCAUACUACGCAACCUUAUUGAAGGGAAUAUACACAGGAUAUAUCAACAGGAGAACUCUUGGGACACAUGCUGUGAAAACAACAACGUUGAUUUUUCAGCUGAUAAGUGUUGUUUUCUAACUUCUGAAGAAAGCAUGAAGGAGGAUAAGAAAGAUACACUGGAGGAGCAGUCUGGAGAAUACACUAACAAAAUCAGUUUUACUAAGGAGAGUGUAGAAAACUUUGAUCCGUUGAUUUAUGAAUCAGUGGGUACAAAAACAAGAAGUGUUAAAAAAAGUGUGAUUCAAACAGUAUCGAAAGCUUACCCUUCAUUUGACUGUCAAUGUCCAGCGAACUCAGAUAUUUUCGAGAAUAAUAAAACCAGUGAAGUAAACAGGUUGACUAGGAAUAGUGUGUCAUCAGAACAGAAGAAUUCAUAUAAAGAUGAUACACCAUCUGCAUGUUACACUACUAAUGAAUUUCCAUAUCCUAUAGACAGAGCUUUGACGGAAUACAUCAAGGCAAACUAUUUGAAUUUUUGCGCAUCAAGUGUUCCAGCAUCAGGCAAUCAACCAACCAGUGAAAAACUUGUUGAACUGAAACAACCAGAAUAUUCAAUAAUGUCCAGAAAAUCACCAUUGGAACGAAAUGUGACGACAGAGAUGAAGCAAUUAAAAAUUGGUGUCGUAUUCACAAAACUGUAUUCAAUACUGCAUGACAUGAACUACGAUACAGUAUAUACUAGUGUUCCAUGUGUGAUUAAUGCACUAGGUCUCGUUCAACAGAAUUACUAUUUUGAAGUGUCUAACAUUAUCAACAUCCGUUAUAUCAGGGAUAAUGACAUCUACGAAACAAAAACAGUAGUACAAUCAUUUUUAUCACAAAGUGAAGAUUUUGAACCUACUGUACUCGUGAAGGCAGUUCUCUUACGUAGAAGUCACAAUAGUAUUUAUACAGGACAACCAAUGCUAGAAAAUAUAACAGCAAAACCUGAAGGAGAUGUUAUGCCUAUUUCCAGUUGCAAUUCACCUUUACUAGAGAAGUCUGGAGAGGAAAGUCCGAUAAUAAAAGCGUCGAAAAUGCAUCUCACAGGUUCUAUAAGAUUUGAACCCUUCUUAUUGUUUACAAAAAUGCCUGAAACUAAUGAGAAGCAGAAUAAAACUGUAUUCAGUCAAGUGAGUACUCACAAGAAACACGGAGCUACCUAUCUAUUGUGGGGGUUAGCAGAUCAAGGUAGCAACUUGAAGAACUCAUAA